Messenger RNA from Labrus mixtus (cuckoo wrasse), 2862 nucleotides. RefSeq names its product gastrula zinc finger protein XlCGF57.1-like. The record is from RefSeq and is a predicted model, not a curated record. Lineage: Eukaryota; Metazoa; Chordata; Actinopteri; Labriformes; Labridae. The transcript has 2 exons. Bases 1198 to 2595 code for a protein of 465 amino acids. Gene Ontology annotation, biological process: regulation of immune system process; negative regulation of transcription by RNA polymerase II; regulation of cytokine production.
CUUGGUGUAUGGAUAAGAGACUUAUUUGGAAAACUCAUGGAGAAAAAAUCAUCUGUAAAUGUGAGAAAGUGAAUAACAUCCUCAGAAGUCUAGCAGGAAGCGUGUAUGUAAAUCAGAUGCAGGAUGAAUAUAUGCAGGUUUUCACAGAUGGGUCCAAGGAUCCAGUCUCAGGGAAAGCUGGGUUUGGUAUGUAUGUGGUUAAUCUUCAGAUCUGACAGUGUCCACAUAUCUGAUCAUUUGUCUGUUUUUACUUCUGAACUUUUGGCUAUUUUAUGGGCCAUAUGGUGGGUUGUGGAGGUUCAACCUCCAAAGAGUUGAAUCUGUUCUGACUCGGCAGCUGCCUUGUUGGCAUUGAAAGAGGGUUCUUCAGCAUCUGGUCCUGAUUUGGUUCAGGAGAUCCUCUGCUGUUUACUUCAGGUUGAGAAUUUGGGGUGUCAGAUUCAGUUUUUAUAGGUACCAGGUCAUUCAGGGAUUGAGGGGAAUGAAAUCUCUGACACACUUUCAAAGGAGUCUCUCUUCAAACAGUGUAUUGAGAUGAAUGUUCCUUUGGGGAAAGGUGAAUGUUAUAGUGUUUGUAAAGAAAAGUUAAAGUGUCAGUGGCAGAGAGAAUGGGAUGAAAAGAGAAAGGGCAGGCAUUUUUUCUCUCUGCAACCAUCAAUAAAAAGGAAAAGGCUACUGCUAAAAUGUUGUAGAAAGGAUGAUGUAGUUUUAACUAGGCUGAGGUUAGGACAUUGUGGUCUGUCCAGUUAUUUAAAGGUCAUCAGUAAACACCCUGAUGGUCUGUGUCAGUGUGGAAAGGAGGAAACAGUCCGUCAUCUUGUCUUUGUUUGUGUAUAGAAUGAAAGAAGUCAGUUAUUCAGGGAGUUAUCUGACCUGGGACUCUCAUCUUUCUCCUUUAAGUCUAUAUUUUCUAUACAAACGUUCAAUCUGUUGGGGGCGCAGCUCUUAGAUUCUUACAUGCUACUGGCCUGUAUCAGAAGAUAUGAAUGUAGUACACACUCCUAGACUGUGGGGGGCAGCAUUACACUCUACAGUGUACAGUCUGCUGGAAAACUAAUAGAAGAAGAAUAGAGGAUGUAGAGUUUAUUUCCGUCUCUUUCACAGAUACCACGUGUGUCUGUAACGUUGUGGGUUAUCAGAGUAUCAGAGUAACGUCAGUGUUGAGUUCUUCUUCUGUGACUCUUGGAUGUGUGUCAGAUGUCCGGGUUUCAGGAUCUUAAAGAUUUCUUCAGACGGCGGCUGCUCGCUGCGGUUAUCAGAGAUAUAUCAGAAACAACAACAUGUGGAUACGAAGAGGAGCUCCACCGACAAAGAAAAGUGCUGGAUGUGAUUUUAACACCUGAAAUCAAGCUGCAGAGAGCAGAUGUCCAGCAGCUGUUGGUGAGUAAAGAAGAGCUUCCACCUGAGCAGCAGGAGUGGAGCCACAUUCUGGACCAGGAGGACACUAAGCCCCGACACAUCAAAGAAGAACAUGAGGAACUGUGGAUCAGUCAGGAGGAAGAACAGCUUCAAGGACUGGAGGAGGCUGAUACCACCAAGUUCCCCUUCACUCCUGUCUCUGUGAAGAGUGAAGAUGAUGAAGAGAAACCUCAGUCCUCACAGCUUCAUCAGACACAAACUGAACAGAUGGAAACUGGAGCUGAUCGAGAGGACUGUGGAGGAGCAGAACCAGAGAGGGACUCAGAUCCAGAGAGAUGUUUACAACCAGAGACUGAGGUCGAGACUGAAGACUCUGAUGAACCUGAGACUGAUGACAGUGAUGAUUGGCAAGAGACAAGAGAAGAUCUGUCAGAAUUAAACUUGAAAAAUAAGAAACUAAAGACUGGUAAGAGACCACAUAGCUGCUCGGAGUGCGGUAAAAGAUUUAACCACAAAGGGUCAAUGAUCAAACACAUGUUGGUUCAUACAGGAGAGAAACCCUUCAGCUGCUGUUUGUGUGAUAAAAGAUUAAGUAGUAAGGGAAGUCUGACCACUCAUAUGAUGGUUCACACUAAAGAGAAACGCUACAGCUGCUCUCAGUGUGAGAAAAGAUUUACCCAUAAGGCCAGUCUGACAAAUCACAUGGCAAAUCACAGAGGGGAGAAACCCUUCAGCUGCACUGAGUGUGGUAAAAGUUUUACCCAAAGAGGACAUCUUGCCACACACAUGUUAGGUCAUACAGGAGAGAAACCAUUCAGUUGCUCUGUUUGCAGUAAAAGUUUUACCCAAAGAGGAACUCUGGCCACACACAUGUUAGGUCAUACAGGAGAGAAACCAUUCAGCUGCUCUCAAUGCAGAAAAACAUUUACUCAUAAGUCUAGUUUGACAUAUCACAUGGCAAAUCAUAGAGGGGAGAAACCCUUCAGCUGCCUUGAGUGCGGUAAAAGAUUUAACCGAAAGAAGGUUAUGACCAGACACAUGUUGGGUCAUACAGGAGAGAAACCCUUCAGCUGCUCUGAGUGUGGUAAAAGAUUUAACCGAAAAGACCUUGUGACCAAACACAUGUUAGUUCACACAGGAGAGAAACUCUUCAGCUGCCCUGAGUGUGGUAAAAGAUUUAAGCAAAAAUGGCAUCUGACCACACACAUGAUGAUUCACACUGGAGAGAAAUGCUAAUCCUGUGGAAUGGUAAAAGUGAUCCAAAGGAAUCCAAGUUAACAACAUCACUAAUGUGUAUUCAUAAGUAUGUAUUGACUAACAGCUGUUAUAAAGGGAUAUAAGACAAAUCUACUGACAGAAAUCUGUCUCUACUUUUUUGACAUUUAUGUUUUGUUGCUGACAUAUGAACCAGUUAGUUGGGAGCAGCUAUAACAUUUGAAUUGAAAGGGAUUCAAUGAAACAGUUACAGUGUAAGGAUCCUUCUUCUCUUGAUGUCUUCUCUUC